Messenger RNA from Lathyrus oleraceus (garden pea), 675 nucleotides. RefSeq lists its product as uncharacterized. The coding region runs from base 1 to 675 and encodes 224 amino acids. The record is from RefSeq and is a predicted model, not a curated record. NCBI's taxonomy places the organism in Eukaryota, Viridiplantae, Streptophyta, Magnoliopsida, Fabales, Fabaceae. The transcript has a single exon.
AUGUUCAAUGAACCAAUAUCACCACCCUCUUCAACACCCUCAUCCCCACCUUACUACACCAUCUCCUCUGACUCAGAACCUUCUGACCCCCAAUCUCCCACCUUGGCUCAGUUUCAGGCGCAUGCCCUUUCCAUACACCACCAACCUGAACCAGAAGCCACCAUUCCACUACCAUCAGAACAACCAACAACACCACCAUCUGAAACACCCUCUGAAAACCCUAUCAUCCCUAACUCUGAACCUCCCACUAAAACUACCCACACACCACCAGCAUCUCCAUCUCCCACUCCUAAACCAGAACCUACCUUCCCCACCCUGGAAGAAGCAAUUACUUUAUUUGUUGAGUCUUUAGUGGAGAAGAUAAGAUCUCUCUCUGAGAAUUCUGGUAUUAGUGACGAUCCCUCUGCAGUGAGGAUUCACUGGAACAAAGUGAUCAGAUGGAUGACCUCUGAGGCUUUCAAGCUAAAAUGCCUCUCUGAACAAGAUCGUAACGACUUUAUCAAGGAAGCUGGAGAAAGGCUGGAGGCACGUCUAGUCAGAGAGGCAGAAGAGAAGGCUCGUAUGGAAGAAGAGCAAAGGGCCAGAGAAGCUGCAGAAAAGGUUGUUGUUGAGCUGCUGCUGCUGCUGAAGUUGAAGCAAAAGCUAAAGCUGAUGCUGAAGAAGCAACACACAUAG